AUGGCCUCAUCAAAAGUCGCCCAACAAUAUUGGAGAAGUCUGGCCCGCCCCGGACGUGCAGGGGCCGGAGCCGCAUUGCAAGCGUCGGCCCCGACUAACACCAGCAUGGUCAAGUAUCGGAACAGCACAAGCUCGUCUUCGUCAACGGAGGACAAGAGAGAAAGGGUAGUCAUCCUAGGCUCGGGAUGGGCGGGUUACGCCUUUGCUCGCGAACUCGACCCAAAGAAAUAUGAGCGCAUCCUCAUCUCACCACGAUCAUAUUUUGUCUUUACUCCCCUGCUAGCUUCAACAUCAGUCGGCACCCUCGAGUUCCGUUCAACGCUCGAGCCAGUCCGCCGGCUGAACCUCGACGCCUUCCACCAGGCGUGGGCCGACGACGUCGACUUCUCCCGCAAGCUCGUCCGCAUCGAAAAGGUCACUUCUGAAGACCCCACCUCCAAAACUCUGCCCGCAAAGCAGCACCAGCCCAAGGGCGAGACGAUAGACGUGCCGUACGACAAGCUGGUCAUCUCCGUCGGCGCCUACUCGCAGACAUUCGGCAUCGAGGGUGUCAAAGAAUACGCCAACUUCCUGAGAGACAUUGGCGACGCGCGGAGCAUUCGUCUCAAGGUCCUGCAGCUGUUCGAGAAGGCGAGCUGGCCCACCGCAACGGACGCACAGCGCCGCGACCUCUUGCACUUUGCCGUCGUGGGCGGAGGACCAACAGGCAUCGAGUUCGCGGCUGAGCUGCACGACCUCAUCCACGAUGACCUCUCCAAGAUCUACCCGCACCUGAUGGAGUUCGUGUCCAUCACAAUCUACGACAUCGCGCCAAAGGUGCUGCCGAUGUUCGACCAGCAGCUCGCGACGUACGCAACAGAGCAGUUCCGCCGCCAGGGCAUCUCGGUCAAGACGGAGCACCACCUGCAGCGCAUUCGCCCGGACGACAACGGCGGUCUGAGGCUGAAGAUCAAGGAGUACGGCGACGAGGAAGUGGGUGCCGGCAUCUGCGUCUGGAGCACCGGCCUCAUGCAGAACCCGCUUAUCCAGACCCUCGUUGCCAAGGAGCUUCGUAGUCCUACGGAGAAGGAGGGCGAGACAGUGACCAUCAAGAAGGCGGAGCGGAGCGGUGGAAUUAUCACGGACCCGAUGCUCCGCGUCCGUCUUAAUGACCCGGCAAACGAGAACGCUCUACUCCCUGAUGUGUAUGCUAUGGGCGACUGUUCUAUCCUUGAGAAUCAGACUUUGCCGGCCACCGCGCAGGUCGCCAGCCAGCAGGCCAAGUACCUCGCCAAAACCUUGAACCGUGCCACUGGCGGUAAGGAGCCGGCACCGUUCAGCUUCCGCAACUGGGGCGCCAUGACUUAUCUCGGCUCAUGGCGUGCUAUUCACCAGAGCUCAGCUGAUGAGCUCAAGGGCCGUGCUGCUUGGAUUCUGUGGAGAACAGCGUAUCUUACCAAGUCCAUGAGUAUCAAGAACAAGGUGCUUGUUCCUUGGUAUUGGUUCAUUACUUGGGUUUUUGGACGCGACAUUUCUCGAUUCUGA
Molecule: messenger RNA, 1524 nt
Organism: Colletotrichum aenigma
Lineage: Eukaryota; Fungi; Ascomycota; Sordariomycetes; Glomerellales; Glomerellaceae
Product: putative NADH dehydrogenase
Exons: 5
Coding region: 1-1524 (507 amino acids)
Molecular function (GO): NADH dehydrogenase activity
Source: RefSeq, a predicted model, not a curated record